CGCGCCUUAAAGGGCCAGGCAGGAGCGCAGGGCUCCCGGCCGAUAUGGCGGCGGCGCGCGGUCCCCAGCGCACGGAUGAUCUGCACAAAAGUCAUAACUCUACGUCAGCCACAGACGGACUCUCUGCAACUUCAUUUAUAGAAUAUCCAAAGCACAAGCCAUUUAUUAAUUCAGAUUUGCUGCUCUCCCCACGGAAGCCAGUUAUUCCAUAUCCUGAAAGCAACAGCAGAGCAAUAUUUUCUGCACUGAAGAAUCUCCAGGAAAAAAUUCAUCGACUGGAGUUGGAACGGCUUCAGGCAGAGGAGAAUGUAAAACACCUCAGCAGAGAAACAGCAGACUAUAAAAAAGUACUGAGUGAACAAAUGCAACACAAAGAGCAUGACAAGACUGAAGUGUCAAGGAAAAAUCAAGAACUGGCUUCUCAAUUGGCAGCUGCUGAGUCUCGGUGCAGCCUUUUAGAGAAGCAGCUGGACUACAUGAGAAGAAUGAUCCAGCACGCAGAGGAUGAGAAGUCGCAUCUCUUGGAGAAACAGGGUUCGUUGGAGAGAGAUCGGCUGCUUGAUCAAUCACACGUUCAGUCUAAAUUGGAAAAGCUGGAUAUGCUGGAGAAGGAGUACAGCAGGCUUACUGCGAUGCAGUCCAUAGCAGAGAAAAAAAUGAAAGAGCUGGAACAGAAGCUUCAGGAGGAAGAACACGCGAGGAAGCUUGUUCAGGAAAAAGCAGCUGAGCUUCAGACAGGCCUAGAAACCAACAGGCUACUGAUUCAAGCAGCAUCACCAUUGCUUUCUCCAAAAGCAAGAAAACCCAGGAAGAAAACGAAGCAGCCAGAGAAGAAACACUCCCACACGAGCCAUCUCGCUGCGCAGCCCCAUUACAGACUGUGUCUGGGGGAUGUACCCUUUGUAGCUGGGAAGUCGACCAGUCCCAGCCAUUCGGUCGGUGCCAACGUGCAACACGUCCUACACCUGAUGAAGCAGCACACGAAAGCUUUGUGUAACAGCCGUGUGGUAAAUGACACUCCACUGGCAAAAUCCAUCAGCACCGGUCAUCCUGCCAGCAAAAGCAGAAAGUCAUCUCUGCCAAAGGACUCCUCUUCAUCCCAGGAAGAGCUCUCAGAAGUGUUGCUGACUUUACAAGAUGAAUUUGGACAGAUGAGUUUUGAUCACCAGCAGCUGGCAAAGCUUGUCCAGGAAGCCCCAACCAUUGCUGUGAGGGAGGAUCUGGAGAGGGAGCUUGAGGUGCUGGUGGGGAAGAUGGAAGCAAAGGCAGACCAGAUCAGCAAAGUCCGGAGGCAUCGGUUGCAGCUGGAGAGACUGAAAAGAGAAUGCAAGGCCAAAAAGGCCUCUGCCAAACAAACAAAAGACAGCAGGUUCCCUGUGAGUGAGGUCAAAGUAACCACUACAGUAACCACAAAAGGGAAGAACGCUGGUCCCAUCAAGGUGAAACCCGGAGAGAAGAGUCGGAAGAACCUUCAGUUGUUGAGGGACAUGCAGACCAUCCAGACUUCGCUACAGAAAGACGAUGUCAGCUGGGACUACUGACUCCUGCAGGAGAUGUUCUCCAGCCACCCCCGUCACACUUCCCCACAUCCCGGAUACGAAGCAGCUGCCUUUCUUGCUGUGUGAGAGAGACCACUGGAUGCCAAGUGCACUUUUGAAAUAUGGGCCCUCAACUCUCCACCCCUGGCUUUGACUGUAUAUAUUAUGGUCUAGCUUCAAACACAUUCCAUUUUGAAGGUACGCAGCCACCAAAUCUGAGCAUAGGUCUCCACCCGUUCCUUCCGUGUUGUGGUUCCAGCAGUCCCUCCACUUCCCUUCAGCGCACCAAGAGCUGCACGUCCAUGUGGGUUGGUGUGUGUGAAACACCAGUGGGAUGUCACGCUGCUGUUGGACUCUGGGAGGUUCCUCAAGAUGUGUCUUGUUUGAAAACGAUGCUGUGACCCAAGUCUGAGGGGCUGUUGCCAGCUCUGUUCUGGGAGCAGCUGCAGUCACUCAGGUCCCGAGUGUGUCUGAGGGAGAACAGGCAAACCCGGUGGAAGGCAUUUUUUGUAGGUGUUCUCUCCUCAGAAAGCUUUCCUAGUUCUUGUCCUGCUGCAUUGCAUUAGUCGGCGUUAAUGGCAAUGGAUGCUUCAGUACUCAAAAAAGGAGAAAAAUAACUUCUCCGAAUUAUUUUGCUUAACGAUUGAUUGAAUUCAAGUCUGAAUAGUGUAAUUUUUCUACAGCAAUUGUACUUCAUGAAGAAGCUCUAGAAGGGGGUGAUUACCCCAUCUCCGUGUCCGCAGGUUUGGGUGGUAAAGGAGGGAGAUAAACCACAAGUGUUUUAAAUUUGCAAGUGCCUCAAUCAUGCCAUUGAGUCCUGGCAUCUUGCUUUUAACUUUAAAUACGUGCUUUGCUGAGCUAUCUACUCUGGUAGUGGUGCAGUUCAUUUUGCACUCUGACUUGCACAGCUGAGUAAAUGUUAUUUAUUAUGUUAAUAAUGUAAAGAAUUUCCUAUUAAUGGAAUGUAUAGAAGACCCAGAUUACCCCUUUAUACAGCUGAGAAAUAAUAAAGCCAGCUUGCCUGUUGAGUUGUGGGAAAGCUG
Messenger RNA from Calidris pugnax (ruff), 2581 nucleotides. It is a transcript of the gene CEP57, whose product is annotated as centrosomal protein 57kDa. The transcript has 11 exons. Gene Ontology annotation, cellular component: centrosome. Gene Ontology annotation, molecular function: microtubule binding; gamma-tubulin binding; identical protein binding. The record is from RefSeq and is a predicted model, not a curated record. The coding region runs from base 45 to 1541 and encodes 498 amino acids. Lineage: Eukaryota; Metazoa; Chordata; Aves; Charadriiformes; Scolopacidae.